AUGGCCCUCCUCGGUUGGACAUCUCGUUCUGCAAAGGCUAACCCUCGAGAUAGACACUGGAAGCAUAUAUCUUGCUAUCACGGCCCAUGGCUCGGCCUCCCGAUCGAGGUCCUCGAGAGUCUCGCUUACAGCAAUUACUAUUCUCCUCGUCCUCACCCAGUCCACCCUGCCGUCCUCUUCGACCUCGUCAAGAUCAGAAAACUGAUCGACGAGGCAACCAGUCUCGCUGUCCGCGCUGCGAACGGCACCACUUCCACGUCCUUGCACACCUCACUGAGCCCGAAUAAGGGCAUCUACUAUGGACCAGAUGCAGAGAUCCUGGGGCUAAACGGAAGAGCCGGUGGAAACGCGAAAUUGAGUCGUGAACGAAGGCACCGAAUGCGGGACCAUGCAACACAAAAGUUAUACCACGCAUAUUCCCUCGAUGAAAUCGCCGCAAGCGUUGUCACGAUGCAGUCGGCAUCAGCACUUGAAGACGUCGCGAAGCUCGUCUUGGGGCGCGAGGAUCAAAAUCCGGAUGCACUAUAUGUCCACUUCUUUCACGAAAAGAUUCCUUCUAUGGCAAUGGCAGACUAUACUCCGUUGGAUCCUCUGAACCAUGUGAUCAACCGAAAGCCCACGGACUCGUCACCAUACAGGACGAGAGCCGUCACCCGUAUGUUCAAGUACGAUUAUGAAGGGGUGGUGCGAGACUGCACAGAUGGUCUCGCUGUGCACAGGUUAUACCAUUCACAACAUCAGAACGACCAACAGGGUCUGAUUUUAGCUAAGGAUGCGACCACGCUCGGUCGAGAAUUCCAGCCAAGGGGCCGCGUAGAGGACAAGGAUCAACCUAGCAGUAUGGAACCCCAGCUGUUAUGUCUUCGAGGCGGAGCAUACCUCAAUCUUGCGUGUGAAAAUAUCAGACGGGCUCUACACGGUCUUCACGGAGAUGGUGCUGAACAAGCAGCUGACGACAUGAAUCCCCCCGUGGUGGACAUUAGGAACAAGGAGGCCAAAUAUCGUGCAGAAGCACGGAAGCUAGCCCGGACAUAUGCGAAGAGGGCUCUUCGUGAUUAUCUCUCCUUCCUGUCCCAUUUCGAAUACACGCCAGGUCUUCCGCUGGAGUAUACGGUCCAAUUUGUUGACAACGUGAGUGCUCCAUCACUUGGACGUCGCUCCCGCGGCGAGAGGUUACUCGAUAUUGACUCCCACGCGCGCACCGGGAUGUCGCAAGCAUUGGUAAAGUAUGAGAGCAUGAAGGAUCGCCUUAAAAACAAGGGACGCCCCUUGCUACCCUCACCCUCUGUCUACAAACUGAAUGAGUUGUUUGCGGCUGUUCCGCCUGCAGACGUACCGCCUUACGCUCCUGAACGAGAUACGCAAAUCGACCCAAAUCAUCCCAUCUUCUCACUGCCAGACUUUGCCGAAGCAGUCACCUACCAUCCACUCUUGAUAGACGUCCUCCACUCUCUGUUAUUGUGUCAUUGCAUUGUUCAAACUUCGACCAAGGAGCUUCAGCGACAUGCUUACAUGGUUGCACGUGUCGCCCGCGUCUGCGACGGUUAUCCAAUCUUUCUAUCCCCUCGAUCUUCGGCCCGGGCAGACUGGAUGGAAAUUCUAACCCGCACAGAAAAUUGGAUUGGACUCGCGCAAUCUUGGAAGACUUUGUGUACGCCGGCGCAUCUUGCUGGGUAUCAAUACAAAUCCAAGCCAACGGACAGGAAAGAAACGGCUGAAGAGAAGAGGCUACGAAUAAAGCACGCGGCCUACAUGCAAGCGUUAGCCGAUGAGGGAAUUAUGGAGGAAGAAUCGAGAGCGGCCGCCUACGGGGAGGAAGAUACAACGAGGAAAAUCUACAACCGCACGAACCUGAUGGGUUCCGAGUCGGAUCCCAGCGGCGAUGGUAGGAAUGAAAUCUCUUCCACAGCAGCAGAACGAUGGGCCAUGGAGGAUGAGUGUCCUCCGGGCAGCACAGAACGGGCCGACGCUAUUGUGCAAUGGAUCAUGGAGGCACCGCCUCCCAACAUAUCUGAUGGCAGUCGGCCAAAGAAGAAGUCUGGAGGAAAGGGGAAAUUGAGAAAGAUGGGCAGCACUGCCUCGAAUCUGAGAGAGACUGAGAUGACGGCCGUGGAGCAGAGUGUCGAGAAUUUGGAACUGGUGGAUUGA
Cladophialophora bantiana CBS 173.52 is the source of this 2148-nucleotide messenger RNA. RefSeq lists its product as uncharacterized. The record is from RefSeq and is a predicted model, not a curated record. Bases 1 to 2148 code for a protein of 715 amino acids. NCBI's taxonomy places the organism in Eukaryota, Fungi, Ascomycota, Eurotiomycetes, Chaetothyriales, Herpotrichiellaceae. The transcript has a single exon.